GUUAUAAUGUAGACGAAUCAUUUAGAAUGGAGGUAUGUGGCUUGCAUUUUUCUUACGUUAAAAGAUCGAUGGCAGGAUGAAAAUAAUCCGACAAGACUUUGAUAAGACAUCAUAGAAAGGGAGACCUGCUGUAAUGUGUGGAGAAGUAUCAUUAUAUUAAUUAUCAUCAGCGUGUUUAAACAAGUUCGAAAUGCUGUUAACUAGAGUUAUGCAAUAACUGCUGCGAUGUCAAUUAAAUGGUAAAGAAGUCGUGAAACACCAGAAAUAACGACAAAAUAAUGAACAGCCAUAAACAAUUUCAGGGUCGCCAAAGCCGAAAGCUUCCACAUGUGCCCCGUGGUAAAAAGAACCACGUGUUUUGGCCAACUUAUCGCGGAGCCGUGGAAUGGAUGCGCAAGCAUCAAGAAAUACUAGAUACAGCCACUGGCCUUUUAGAAAUAUAUCCCAAUAUAAUUCGUGAUUAUUCGUUGGAUUCGUUUUGGAACUUCAUAAAACCCUAUGUAAAUCGCUAUACCGAAGAUACUCGAUCUCAAACUGAUUUAGGCGUGCCAACAAAACCGAAACCGUCCUACCGUAAUUCAUCAGUUGUGUUGCCAAAAAUUAAACCGAACGUACCUUUGAUAUCGAUAACCAAGGAAUCGGAUACUGACGAAGAAAAUGAGAUGAUUAUUGCCAUAGCAAAUAGUUACAAUAAGACAAUGAGGAUUUAUAUUUGUGGUGAUUUCGACCAGGAGACAUUUUAUCCUUCCCCAUCGCUUGUGGAACACAUGUGUUCUUUUUCUUACGUAUGUCACAAUACUAUCAAUAAACAGUGCUAUGAAUCUCUCUGUGAAGCCGAUUCCUUUAUAUUUUUACUUAGUGAUAAAAGUUUAACAGAUUCUGAUUGUUGUCAAAAUUUGUUUAGAGCGUGGUCGCUUGAUAUUCCUACUGUAUUCGUGCGGAAGACAGGUUACAAGUUACCCAGUCCUUUGCCAGAAGGCUUUUUGGAUCAGGUGCUCAAAAGUGAUGAACUCAACGAAGUGCCCAGAAAGGCCCCGUUUUAUAGGCGAAGUACAACCCCGUAUCAUAAUGUUAGUUUGCCUCCAAAUAGUCUUACAUCAAUACCAAGGUCUGUUUCUGCAUCUACAAGCUAUGAUUUGAAAUCGUCGAAUGCAAACUUUGGGUUUCAAACUUCUUUUAAAUCCUCGGACUUAAUGUUAAAACUUCUCAAUGGUUACCGGAACUCGAUUAUUUAUGAUGAAAGAAGCCCGCUGUCAUCCAUUCUGGAAAUCAAAUCGUGUUUGAAUAGAAGAGUGGAUAUGCCAGCGAGCCCCAGACAACCGGUUAGUCCACCUCAACCAGAUCAAUUUCUUAGCAUUCCAUCUCAGAUGGGUUCAUCUCUUGGAAUUACCCCCCAUUAUAUCACCCCUCCAACAUUUAUACAUAUCCCGUCUCCAUCAACCCAAUCACUUCGAGUAGAUACUGAUGACUUUUCUAUCGCUUCUUCCUUGAAUGCUUCACGGUCAACUUCACCCACGCAUUCCGUCCGAAAUGAUAUUUAUAGAAAUGAUUCACAUUCCACAUCGUCGAUUCAUUUGAAUGUGCCGAAUAUUGAACAAGACUUAGAUAGCGGCGUCCAUAGUCCCGUUGAGAAGGAGACAUUCUAUAUUGUGUACCCGGAUCACCAAGCUACAUCAAGUGGGAGCAGUCCAAAAAUAGUAAAAUGGCCGCCAGAUGAACCGGAGAUGUUAGUAUCCCCACUAUCUCCAGAAUCAUCCGCAAUGGACUCACCACUAACUUUUAAUGAUAUUGACUUAAGUACUGAAGUUAACUACGAUCUAUUUUCACCAGACAGUUCGUUGAAUGCGGACUAGUUACAUAUUUUACUCAGUAUAGUUGCUUUUAAUUUUUCGUAUUUUUAUGGAUGAUACAAACAAUGGCGUAUAUUGUCGUUAAUUUGCCCAUCUGAUCGUCCACAGUCUCUUUAGAAUACUCUACAUAUUGUACCGCAAAAUUAUCUCAAGUACCAUAAUGGCGUUUUUAUACGCUCACAUCUUAAUCUGGUCGUCGUAAAAGAUCCCUUGGUAGUUGGAAUUCGAUAUAAGAGUAGGCCGUAGAGCCGCUGCCCGGGCAAAAUUUCCCUCAUCGCACACUGUAUGGUGUAUGCCCGUCUUCAUUAGCCCAGUUUAGGAGCAGAACAGUAGGACGUUAAACCCCAUUUCAUUUCAUUUAAUCUGGUCGAAAAUUGUCGUUACCCUAUCCACCCGAUUGUCCACAGUCUCUUUUGAAUAGUCUACAUGCGGUACCGCAAAAUUAUCUCACGCAGCACAAUUUCUUCGCCCCACCACCUUUCUUGACGACCAAGGUGUUGUUUCCCUAUUGUUUUCGUUUAUCUACUCGGCUCCCUUGUUAAAAGUCGAUCGGGCGAUUUGGUACGCGUUUCUAAUAGCCUUAAAUACAUUGAUAAAGGAAAGAGUAUAUUGUUCUCAUACCAAGGGUGUUGAGAGUUACCCCCAUUUGUUUAUACAUUGUAAUUGUAUCAAGAAAGGGGCCGAAGCGAAAUGUUUCGCAUAGGCCCAGGUAAGAAAACGUGUUGGAGGUAGCCUAUUUCGACUCUCAUAGAUACUUUUGCAGACAUGAGCUGAAUGAUCACGUGCUAUAAAUCCGAGAUUCAUAUGACUGGGUUGUUUCCAAUAGCCCUAACCUCAACACUAUAACUGCAUCCCGGAGACCUACACGGUCUUACUCCUGCUCUGCGCAAAUUUGGACAAAUUGUCAUUCGUAACGUACAUAACUGUAUAAUAAAAUAUAUUGUAGAAAAAUCUUGUAAACCUACUUUUCAUUUAUUGUUAUCCGAUUGGAUCUUUAUGAAAUUUGUUGGAUUUGAUCAGCUAUUAAUUUUUAUUAGUAUUAAAUGAAAUUGUUACCUUGUUUUAUAAAACACAUUAAAAUUGUGACAAAUUUUUUUCUUGUGUAGCCUGUACGAUCUGGGCGUAUGUUUCGUUGCCUUGAAACCUAUGUUUAAUUAUCAGAAUAUUUUGGAAAAAUAAUUAUAAAAUUCAUUUUAUAUGAAUUGCUUAAUUUUUUGCGGUUUAUUUAUAACUCGAUAUUU
This is a messenger RNA of Patella vulgata (common limpet), 3091 nucleotides long. RefSeq lists its product as uncharacterized. The transcript is spliced from 2 exons. NCBI's taxonomy places the organism in Eukaryota, Metazoa, Mollusca, Gastropoda, Patellidae. Bases 279 to 1853 code for a protein of 524 amino acids. The record is from RefSeq and is a predicted model, not a curated record.